Coregonus sp. 'balchen' is the source of this 11418-nucleotide messenger RNA. Lineage: Eukaryota; Metazoa; Chordata; Actinopteri; Salmoniformes; Salmonidae. The record is from the annotation of a GenBank genome assembly.
AUAGCUCCAUCUGUAUCACGGAAGUGAGGAUUGACGAGGCAACGCAACAGAAAGCUGUAUUUGGAUUAAUAACAUGGAAAUUAUCACAUUAAUUAAAUUGUAACCACGAAUUGAACAUUGAAUAACAUUCGAUUCAGUCCUAAAAAAAAUUCGGGAAGACAGAAUUCAAGGAUUGUAUGAAAUGCACACUUGAAAAUGAACGUUUUUGAAAGUUUUAACCUUUGUGGAUAUGCUAUCACCGUUGUAAUUGUUUUGUCGCUGGUAAGAAAAAUAAAUAAUUGAAUAUCUAAUACAAGGAGAAUGAGUAUAGCUAUGUAAACAUGAAGAAUGCAAACGAUAUUUCCGAGUAGUCUAUUUGAAUAAAUUGCAAACUUGUGUAAAUAUUUGUGUGUAGUUUAUAGGCUAGUGCAAUUAUUCUUAUCAGCGCUCUAUGCUUUCCGAGUACCACCACACACCACUUUAUUGUUCUCACAACUAAUAUCCACAAAUGUCACAUUUAGCGCCUGGUCAUUAGCUGACCUCGUUUCAAAUUUUAGUUUUCAACAUAUGAUGUUUAAUAUGUACAUACCAGACAAGCCCCACUAUGCUUUAAAUACUUUUCAGCAAUUUAAAUCUGUAUGAAUAUGCAUUUGACCAGUGUUUUAAAUUACAACAAAAUAGAUGAUAUUCCAGCCAUAACACACUGGUAGUCACCAGUGCUACCUGGAGGCAUCUCAGAAUUAAUCUUACAAACAAGUUAGAGUGAGGAAAAUGCCCCCAGGCUUUACUCACUAUUUCAGUUUUCUUGGUUUUAUAAAGGGAUAAUACACUAGAGACAUUACCAAUUUAUUAUAGUUUAUUAUAAUAAACCAUUAAAGGAGAGGUCUUCUGAACACCUCAAGCAAGUACGCUAUGCGAUGGACAUAACGUUACUAAUGAAUCCAGCUAAUUUCCACCUAUAUUUUCUCCAUCUCGACCAGGCACUAUGUGAGUCUUCAUCCCAAACCAUGCCUACCUCCUCAUCCCCAGCUGGAGAGAGCUCAGUGCUGCAUGAUGAUUCCAUACAGUUUGACUUGGUCCCAGACAUAGUGAUGGAUGGCUCAGUGGUCCGAGUUAGUUACCAGUGCUCCAGGGCCUGUGAGGUGGGAGUGGAGGUGGUGGUCUCCACACAGACCAAGACAGGAGCGGCGGUCUUCAGGAGGAGAUGGACCAACCACAGACGCCUCCAUGUCCCCAGGACACAUCCGGUGAAGCUCAGGUUCCCUCCAGACAUGGCCUACAGAGAGGACCUCUUCAUGAUGCGCACAUUGGACGUCCAUAAUGUGAUGGUUCGAGCCUGGUUGGACCACCUUGAGCAAGGCAAUGGAGACAAAGGGCAUGUGAAUAGGACCAGCACAUACAAUGGGUCCCUGGUGAGGACGUUCAAAGUGCUUCAGGCAGUACUUCCCUCUGAGCGUCCAGCUAGACCUUACCCUGGGUGCCCCUCCUGGAUGGCUGAUCUUAGGUGGCAGCUGACCAGAGACAGAAUCCGCCAGUGCCCACAUGAGUCAGGUCUGGUCUCAAUCAACUAAUCAUGUUUUUGUACAAUAGGUGUGUGUUACAAUUAGACUCACAUUGCUGUCACGUAGACUUUAUGAUAAACAGUUUGGUGCCAGUGAAUUGAGACAUAGAAAGAAAAACACUGACAUAUUAUUUAUUUUGUUAAAGAAGGUAUUCUCAGUCCUUGUUAUAGUUGUAGUGUAUACUAAUAUUUUCUUGAAUUGAUUUGUAGACACUGUGGAUAUGUUGACAUUUCCAAUUGUUAGCACUGGAGAGAGUUUUGGAGUGAUCCGCAAGAUCCACCCUUUCAUCAACAGAGAUCUUGAGAGAGCUCGUGUCCUCACUGUGGAGCAGCCCAGGUUUGGAUGUAACUUCUCUCUAAAUAGUAUCAUUUAUUUGCAUUCAUUACAAAUUUCCCUACAUUAUCAUGACAGCUGAUCCUCUCUCAGCAAGUGCACUGACAAUGUCACCUGGAAUGACUCACAUAAACAUGAAUAGUUAUAACCAGUAUAAUGCCAAAUUAUUAUACAAUAUAUUGUGACCUCUCUUACAAAGUGAGUUCAUUUAAAGUUCAACUAAAAGGGUCCAUGAUUUAGCAUUUUGAAAAUGAUAGUUUCAGUCAUCUGAUGUUUCUGACUCCAUGCACCCACCCCCUUAGGUCAGUUACAGAAAGAUCUGUGUCUUUUCAAUGCUGACAGCUCAUUUCACUUCCAUUUUUACUUCACUUAGCAUAUACAUUUCCGUAUGCUACAGUUCUUUAUUGUCGACAUGCUUUAAACAAUGCUUUGAAAGAUCAGUUAAAAACCUAUGUAGAAGAUGAUACCAGUGGGUGUUCUUUAUGGAUGCUUAAGGAUGGAUGCAUAAUCUAAAAUCAAAUCAAGAUGUAAUCACAGAUUACAACUACACAUUCAUUAAACCUCCUCCCUGAGGCAGAUAUGGAACAGUGAUACAGAAAAUGGAAUGUGAAAGAUCUCAUUAAUCUCCCAUUCCCCAGUAUCACAGUGUCUAUAUGGGUCUAUCUGGUGCAGUGGUGUGACAUGAAACUGUGUGGAAUCAUCCAUCAUGUUGAUCAGAACAGCAAAUACGACACUCCUCUGAUACAGCUCACUAACACAGGUGAGGCAUAGCAUGGCAGCUUGUUGUGGAUUCACCUGAUAGGAUGUCAGUGUGUAUUUGUCAGAGUUCUGUUUCGGUCUCACUUGAUACUUAUGAUGUAAUGUUGGGCUGUGAAUGUGAUCAAGCUGCUGUGUCCUUGAGCGGUAGGUAGUGUUAUGAUUGGAUAUCAGCAUGCAUUAUGGUAGAUGUCUGUCUUAUGAUUUAAUAAAGUACUGUCUACUGUUUAGGAGAUAUCAUCAUUCAGGUUCGUGUGGUGUCUGGGGGAGAUCAGGCGUUCAGAGCCCACACAGCUCUGCCUCUCUGGACCUGGAUCAGACUAGACUGCUUCAUACAAGGCUCUAAGGUACCAUACAAUUGAAUUGAAUAAACUAUUAUUCCAAUGAUGGGAAAUUGGAUUUGUCACCAGCAAGAUAUACUGAACAAAAAUAUAAACGUAACUUGCAUCAAUUUCAAAGAGUUUACUAAGUUUACAUUUCAUAUAAAGAAAUCAGUCAAUUGAAAUAAAUUCAUUAGGCCUUAAUCUAUGGAUUUCACAUGACUGGGCAUUGGCGCUAGGGAGCCAGGCCCAGCCAAUCAGAAUUAGUUUUUCCCCACAAACGUCCUUUAUUACAGACCGAAAUACUCCUUAGCACCCACACCCCCUCAGACGAUCCCACAGGUGAAGAAGCCGGAUGUGGAUGUCCUGGGCUGGCGUGGUUACACGUGGUUUGCGGGCGGUUGGAUGUACUGUCAAAUUCUCUAAAACAACAUUGGAGGCAGCUUAUAGUAGAGAAAUUAACAUUAAAUUAUCUGGCAACAGCUCUGGUGGACAUUCCUGCAGUCAGCAUGCCAAUUGCACGCUCCCUCAAAACUUGUGACAUAAGUGGCCUUUUAUUGUCCCCAGUACAAGGUGCAACUGUGUAAUGAUCAUGCUGUUUAAUCAGCUUCUUGAUAUGCCACACUUGUCAGGUGGAUGGAUAAUCUUGGCAAAGGAGAAAUUCUUACUAACAGGGAUGUAAACAAAUUUGUGCACAACAUUUGAGAGAAAUAAGCAUUUUAUGUGUAUAGAAAAUGUCUGGGAUUUUUUAUUUCAGCUCAUGAAACAUGGGACCAACACUUUACAUGUUGCAUUUAUAUUUUUGUUCAGUGUACAUACAACAACAACAUAUGCAUACAGUACAUUAGAGACACAAUUGGUAGCUUAGGGAGCUACAGUUAGGAAUACCAUCUUUUCACAUCAUGAUAUUUUUUACAUACUUUAUAUAUUGGAGUUCGGAGUUUUGGGGCUAUGAUUAUGAAUUUAUGUCUUGUGUGUCUUUCAGGUGACACUGCAAGUUAAACCUGAAGUGACAUCGGGAGGAAUGGUGGAGCACACACACACAUUUGAGUAAGCCAUCAAAGCUUUUUGGAUAAUACUAACUUUUGUUAGCCAUAAAUAUGUUGAUAUGGGAACACAGAAAAGGGAUUGGAGUGAACUUUGGUGUUUUUAAGACUAGCACACUUCAAACUGCACCAAAAGCCUUGAUGAGGGCUUUGCAUAAUUUGCUGUCAAUAUUUAUUUUGAAUGUUGAGUGUUGAAUAUUUUGCAGCUUUCAGAGUGACAUCCAUUACAAUGACACUGGUGGAUACUUUGUGAUUGGAGGGGGCAGGUUCAUGCCAGGUUUCCAUGGCUAUUUUGGACCAAUCAAAUACUAUCGUUUGGGCACAGAAAAGGUAUGUGUCCAGAUGCCUUUAAACUUUUUUUUAAACAAUUGUUCAAUAUGAGAAACAAAAAUGUACAGAAAUGUACUAUAUAGGCCUUUCUGUACUACUGUAUUAAGAGGUAUAUGUUCAUGUUGUUACAGUAUUAUGACAGGUAAAUAUAUUACAGGUGAUCAACUCCCUUUCCCCUGCCAAGACAUUAGAGGGCCUGGAUAAGACACACAGAGAGUGUGAUGAGAUCAGAGAAGUCACUGCAGCCUUUCUUCAGGCUGUGACACACAACCAGGAAGUCUUUAUGACAGGUGAGCUCUAUUCUGUUCAGUCAUCUGUGUGAGUGGUGUGCCAACACUUCCAAAUGGAUCUGUGUCUUGAAGGCAAACCCUUGCACUGUGAAUAUGGAGACUGGGGGAGUUUUAUGUCACAUUAUUAUGGGGAAACCAGAUCUGACUGAGUUAGAUUUUUCAGGUUUGUGUCACUCUCACUACAUCAGUUUAUGGAGAAGGUUUGGACAGAAUACAUGUAGACAGACAUGGACCUGGGAAGCACAGAAGAAGCAUCGUGCACUUUUCACCUUCUUAGAGACCCAGCAAGAGGACUUCACCACAGGUAUAUUAUCUAUAGGCUACGCAUCUCAUACAGGUGCCUUAUGUACUCAAACCUACAUCACCUGCAGGUAGUGUUUGACUGCACCUCACAUAUUCUUGGUUACAUUUACAGUAUCUACUUCAUUGAUACAUGUAGGAACUAAGAACAGGAGAACACCCCUUCACCUUGGAAGCAGAUUGUUUGAGCAUGUAGUGAAUAGACUGUCCAAUAGAGGGAGCACCCAGAUGGACCCCACCACCACCUUCUCCCUGAUAGCCCUGCUGCAGAUGUCCUCCUGCUAUGGCUACCACCACGCCUCCCUGUUGCUCUCCACCAUCCACCUGGCUGGCCUGGGUGGCCCUGUGGACCAACAGCAGGUAGCGACCAGUCACCUGACCUCAUCGCUGGUAAUGCCACGUCUGUCAUGAGCUGUAUGUGAUCGGACCCAUGAUGAGUGACCUUGUUAUGACCUCUGUGUAUUCCAGGGUCAUAUCUACAGUCUGAUUGGUGCACUGGGAGACAACCGUUUAGCCCUCAUGCAUUUGGGCUACAAACACACACAAGGAAUUGACGGGUUCCCCAAAGACUUUGACAUGGCGUACAGUUACUACUCCAAUGUUGGGGCACAGACCAGUAUUGACCAAGGGAGGGUACUGGAGAAUCAGGUGAAUUUAUAAAAAAAACUACUUGAGGGACUUUAGUUGUACUGUUACAUUAGUAUAACUGUUAACCAUACAUUUCCUCUCACCCCAAGCAAUCUAUAACUGAGCACAUUCUUAUAAGCAACGAGGACCACCUGAACAGCCUAACUCAUGAGACAGGUGACGCCUUUCAGUUUAUCAAACUUAAAGCUGACAGAGGAGACGUUGAAUCACAGGUACAGUAUAUAUCAAAAUACUUAGAAAUCAUUGAGCUUUUAGUCUAGACUAAAGUACUUAGAAGUGUCUUCUAUGUCAAGUUAGGAAUGAUCCAAGGGAAUGAAUCUGAAAAUGACACAACUCUUCAUUUAUGCAGAAACUUCUAGCAAAGCUUCUAUUCUGGGGUCAAAAUGGUGUCUCUAAGAACGUUGGGAGUGCAGUUAAGUGGUACGCUAAGAGUGCCAUGGAGCUGGAGGAUCCUGCAGCUAUGUAUGAGUACUCUAUUUUAUUAUUUAAGGUAAGCAUGAUGUCUUGUGUAAGUAGGGGAUAAAAUACUUAAAUAUUGCCAGAUAUGUGUUGUGUGUGUGUGUGUAGACUGAUUAGAGGACUGAUAAUGGUCUCUCCAGGGACAGGGGGUGAAGAGGAACAUGACUCUGGGUCUUCAGAUAAUGGAGAAAGCUGCAGCCAAGGUAUGUGUGCUGUAAUACUCUACCUUGUGGUGUGUGUUUAUGUGUGCCUUUACAUGUGCUUGCCUUUAAUGUGUCUUGUGUGCAUCUCUGACCCCCAGGGUUCAGUCCAAGCCUUGAAUGGGCUGGGAUGGUAUUACAGCACCAUACUGAAAGACUACAAGACUGCCUUCAAGUACUUUGAACAGGCUGCCCACAACGGCAGUCAUGAUGGCAUGUUUAACCUGGGAGUGUAUCACUUAAAUGGGAAGAACCCACACAACCCAGAAAAGAAUGAGGUAGGAUCAACCCCACCCAUCCUUUUUAAAAUCAACUUGAGUUUAUGAAGGGUCUAAUAUUCAUUGUGUUUCCUGUACUCCCAGACUGCUGCGUUCCAUCUCUUCCUAAACUCCUCCCUCUAUGGUCACGUGGACGGGGCGGUGGAGGCGGCCUGGUACCUGUCCAUAGGAAACCUGGAGGGGGUCUCCCGGGACACAGAGAGGGCUGUGAUGUAAGUCUGUUAUCCGCUCAGCUCAGGGAGUGAAGAAAGUUCCUGUAUGGUCCACUGCACCGGAGGGUAGCCUGCAGAAAAGUGUAAUCUGACUCAAUGAUGGACUAAUUCAAGGACAGGACAUGGUUAUUUGCAUGUCUAAAAAUAAGUACCACUGUCACAGCAUGGCAUAGAGCGAGAGACCCUGCGUAGUGCUGAGGUACUCAUGUCUUAUGAAUCCCCAGAAGAAACGGUUAGUGUCACAAAAAUAUCUUAGAUCUGCGCUGAUGCAUCAGAGUAAGAGUAAACCUUUAGUCACUGAGCUUAUUGUAGUCCUUGGUGUUCUGUGCCAAAUGUGUACUUUAUGUUGUUUUACGGUAAUAAUGAUGUCAUGAUAGUAAUAAUAUUUUGCUGAUUUCAUUAUGUGAUGAACCUCCUCUGAUUCAGUACUUGUUUUAUGUUUUAUGUAUUUGUUGUCCUGCCCUCCAGCAUGCUGAAACAGAUCUGUGAGCAGAAUGGUUACCUGGGAUACAUCGUAAGAGAGGCUCUCCAAGCCUACCUCCAGGGCUCCUGGUGAGAGAAGCAAAAUAGACUAGUUCAUCAGUCCAAUUUCCCUCACAUUCAUUUGAUUAGUCAAAUAUAGUUACUGAUGUUUGUGAGUGUGUGUGUGUGUUUGUGUGUGUGCGCGCGUGCAUGGGGAUUAGCUUGUUGUAUUGUUGUUGCAUUUAUUCUGUAUUGUUCCUAAAGGGGCGAGGCUCUGGUGAGGUAUGCCCUGGCUGCUGAAACAGGUUUGGGAGUGGCCCAGAAUAAUGUUGCCUACCUAUGUGAGGUAAGGAGUCUGGCAUUUGAAUUCUUAUUUUCUCAUGGAAAGAUACUGCAUCUCUCAUAUUAUUCUGAAAUCAAUUAGUUCGGGUUUAGUGACGGAUUCAUUUGAGAGACACACAAGGACACCCAGAGCCUUGACAGAGAGACAUUCAUUACCAUAAGCCAUAUGAUACACCUGAGUUACCACUCGUUUUUAAUUGCAGGAGUUGAAGCAGAGCUAUGAUUGUCAAUGGAGGUAUUACAACCAUUCCACAAUGAACUAUGCUCCACAUGACUCUGGUGAGUUCCUGUCCUACAGUGUCAUCACAGCCUCUAGUCAGUAGUGGAAAAGCUAGUUUACAAAAAGCACCUGUCUCUGUUAGCCUGGUCCCAACUCCAUUGCUUUCAUUGUCAAGCCAAACAUUUGGCAUGACAAAGAGUGACAAUGAGUUGGCAUGAUUGCACAGACUGUCACUCAGGCUAUCGCUCUGUUUCCAGGUUUGGUGAAGAUGGGAGACUACUACUACUCAAGCAGCAGGGAAGGAGCUGUUGAUCAGGCUAUAUCACUGUACAGCAGAGCAGCCCUGGCAGGCAGUUCUCAGGUGUCUUACCAUUUAUUAUCACUGUCAUUUACAUGCUACAAUAAAGCCUCCAGAAUCCUUAAGCCUUCUGUCAAAGUAACCGGAAUCAGAAUUAUAAUACAUUCAUACAUGUCAGUUUGCAUGUUUUUAUUACUGUUCUUAUAAUUAUUUUUUCCUUAUGAACCAUCAGGGAAUAUAUAAGUUGGUGGUUUUGGCAGAAGAGGGACAUGAUGUCCCAUUGAUCAUCAGAGACAGAUUAAACAUAUCAGUUCAUGAUGGGCUGGACAUUGUGGUGGAGAGACUCUUACAAAGGUACUUCCCCUUCUGCUUAGCAGCAUCAUAUAUGACUCAUCAAGACUAAUUAAUAAUAGACUGUGUAUGCCAAUGCUUUGUUUCUGUUUUGUUCUGUUCUUCCCCCAUAGAUGUGUAGAGUUGGAUGAAGAUGAGGAUCUGACACCAUGUACUUUAGCUCUACUCAGAGUCCACAUUGGAAAAGCCUGGAGAAAAGUUACUGAAGACCCCAUACAGCUGUCACUGGUAGGCCAUUAUCUUUAUGAUAAGUAUGACAAGGAUCAGGGGGUUUCCCCUGCUCAUCAUGUGAUCUGACCAUGACUAGUCAGACCAAUAUGACAAUGUCUUUAUCAGUCACAUCCCACUGAGCACAGACGUCAGUUCAACGUAUAGUUUUGAGUUGUCAACUAACUUUAAAUUCAAUGUGAAAUCAUCAACAAAUGUCACCAUGUCAUUGGAUUUAGGUAAAGAUUUGGGUGAAAAAAACACGAAAUGCAUUGAUUACUUUUUGCAAAUCCAAUCAGUUUUCCACGUUGAUUCAACAUUAAACCUGUUUUUGCCCAGUGGGAUAGCUCAUGGUUUUUAACAAAAUAAAAUGCAAGACAAUUUCAAAGUUGUCUAAUGGAACUGAAAAUGUGAUCCUGUAAAUCCUGUCUUCCAGGUUUAUACAUCUGUUGUUACUCUCAUCAUUGCUCUGAUUACUGUGCUAAUCCAAAGUGCUCUGGGUAAGUCAGUUUUCUGAAUACCUCCCUGCUAAAAUACUGUUACAUUUACUUAAUAAUUGUAUCAAUGUAAUAGUGAAUAGUCUGAAUGUCCACCUGUCAUGAUCACAUCUCCAUAUCUUAUGACCACGUACUGUUGCCUCAGUUGGAUAUCUGUCACAGACUAGUUGUGUUACAGCUACAGCCUAAUGUUAAAUACAUCAGAGGAGGCUGGUGAAGGGAGGACAGCUCAUAAUAAUGUCUGGAAUGGAAUCAAUGGAAUGGUAUCAAAAACUUGGAAACCAUGUGUUUGAUACUGUCCCAUUUAUUCCAUUCCAGCCAUUACAAUGAGCACGUCCUCCGAUUUAAAGCGACACCAGCCACCACUGGAAUGCUGUGCCCUUCUGCAUGUUUCAUAUUUAUUUUUGUCCCCAUUGUACAUAUAGAAAGCCUAUGUUAAAUUGUAAAACCGACCCAUUGUUUUUUCAUACCAAACUCUUGUGAUUUAUUACAUCAAUGCUUGACUGGUAAACGGUUUCUUUGUCCCCAGAGUGUCUCGAAGUGGACAUCCCACCUAGACAACGUAGGCAUACCACUGACCGUGCAGUAGAAGACAGGACAGGGACAUCCCCUGUCAAUCAAGCAGAAGUCAAUGGGAAUGGACAGCAGGAUCAGAAUGACCCCAUCAUGAGAGAAGACAGAAUGUCCAGAACUGUUAGAAUGGCCCAGGGUCUAUGGUCCAUUCUACUGAGGGAUGGACAGAGAGUGCAGCGUAUAGCUGACCUGGCUGUUACUGUGUCUGGGGUGUGUCUCUGUGUCCUCUGCACAUUGAUCCUCAAUCAUCUGCUCUGAUAGUUGUUUUAAAGAUUUUUAUUUGCAUAGGAAUGAGUAUAAAUGAUUUCAUAUCCCACCCUCAUUGUCAAUCUGAUAGAAUGAUUGACAAAAAGCGCAGUUGACAGAAAUUGCUGGAGUACUUAUUGUGAAAAAUCUAAAAAAUACUCUUGAUGAAGGGGCCCAACCGGAAGCCCGUAUUGUUAGCAUGAUAAAAAAGUAAUAAUUUGCAAGUUUAGUGUGGUAGUUGAAACUAUGGUUGCAUACCUCCAACUCACAUGCAAACAACCUGUAUGCUAUGGGCAUAUGCUAUUGGCAUACCUUGAAAAUGCCUUGCAUUCAAAUGUUUCCAACUGGCUUGAAUGUUGUCAGAUUUGUUAUGCUCUGUGGAGUAUUUCUAGACAGGGAAUUGGAGCUUAGGUUAUCUCAGAGAAAUGUGCUACACUUGUGUUAAAAAAAAUAUGCUUGAAAAGCAAUUAUGAUGUUAAGAUAAUUUUUAUUAAUUUUAUUGGUUUGAAUGUUCCGUUCUGCAACAAUUCAGUAGAGCUCUUAUAUCAGUGCAAAUGCUGUAAUCAAUAGUUAAUCAAUUGGCUUGGUGGAUACAACCUCAGGACCAGAAGUGAAAGCCUUAGUGGGUUGGUCAGAGAGUGAGAGCUCUGUUCUAAUACUAAUACAUCAGCUAUUAAAGCCAGCGUUUUCCUGGUCCUAUCAGUGACUUUCUGAUGAUAAGUGUCCCUAGCAGCAUGGCACUGGACAGGGAACAACAGCACGUGGGGCUCUUAAACGUCUUGUCUGUUUACGUCCGCUACGUUAGGUUAGUCCAAGGCCGAUCAGAUGGACUGGCUUCUGCUGGUUAACUUAUUACAGUUUUUGUCUGAGCAGCUGUCCAGAUUCUGCUUGAUUUAUUAGUAAGGGUUAUGAAUCAUACAUAACUAUGAUGGGUUACCCAGAGUAAAUAUGGUGGGUCUGCAAGAGUAUGAGUGUGUGCAGCAUUCCUAGACCCAGGGCCAGGGUUUAAGUCAGAUUUUUCAUGUAAUUAACUGUCAGUUCUCCGUAUGUGGGUCAGUGAGUGAGAUAUGAUUGUAUUCUGUGAAACACACUAAGCCCCAUCAUCAUGUUGAUACAGUACUUCAGAUAAGAACUUCGUAUUAUGGGGAUGGUAGAACUGGUACUAUGGAUCUGUGUUAUGUAUUUCAUAAUAGGUUGGGGAACUUCUAUGAGCUAAACAGCAGAAUCCUUUCUAGUAUUUGCUUGAUCAGCUGUUAUUUACAGCAUAAACUGCAACUGUUGGAGGGCUCUCUCUUUCUCUUUCUCUCUUUAAUAUGCAGAUCAUUAUUUAAUCAUUACAUGACGAUUGAUAUUACCUUGAAUCUUGGCAACAACAAACACAGAUGAACAAGAUUAAUUGCCAACAAACACUGUGACAAAAUGUAAUAAAUGUGACAGUUUAACUGCUAUCACGUUAUGCUUUGUAAUAAUAUUCUGUUUGGUCAAACUCAUAUAAUAGAUAUGAUUCCC